Messenger RNA from Saprolegnia parasitica CBS 223.65, 1723 nucleotides. RefSeq lists its product as hypothetical. Gene Ontology annotation, molecular function: flavin adenine dinucleotide binding; tRNA dihydrouridine synthase activity; RNA binding. Lineage: Eukaryota; Oomycota; Saprolegniomycetes; Saprolegniales; Saprolegniaceae. The transcript has 10 exons. Gene Ontology annotation, biological process: tRNA processing. The coding region runs from base 8 to 1723 and encodes 571 amino acids. The record is from RefSeq and is a predicted model, not a curated record.
GAUCGCCAUGUCGGACAUCGAGCAAGCGCCCCCUGCCGCUGCCCCAGUCGAAGCACCGGCUGCUGCCGCUGCCCCUGUCGAAGCACCGGCUGCUGCCCCCAUCGAGGCGCCGACUGCUUCCUCCAUCGAGGCGCCUUCUGCUGCCGCCGACGUGCUUGCCCCUGCGGAGACGGCGGUGGAAUUCGUGGCCAAGCCCGGUGAAGCGGCUGUCAAGCCCGAGUUUCGCCGCGUCUUGCCGCCCAAGACGGAAGGCGACGACGGCGAGCGCGAGCGUGGUACGUUCAAGAAGCGCCCGCGCGACGCCGCCGACGAUCCGUCCACGAUGCUCUGCCGUGCGGUGGCCGCUGGCGAGGGCUGUGCGUACAGCGACUCGUGCAAGUUUAGCCACGACGUCGCCGACUACAUGAAGCGCCGGCCCAAGGACUUUGAGGGCCCGUGCCCGGUGUAUACGGCGCUCGGCUAUUGCCGGUACGGCCUCAACUGCCGGUACGGUCUCACGCACGUGGACGCGAACGGCGUGAACCUGGGGACACCGGCCGACGAGAAGACGGCCAAGCAAGAACGCAAUAUUGAGUACGACAUUCUCGACAACCCGGAGCCUGCCGAGCACAAGCCCGUGGACUUUAAGGGCAAGAUUUACGUCGGCCCGCUCACGACGGUCGGGAACCUCCCGUUCCGCCGCGUGCUCAAGCACUGGGGCGCGGAUAUCACGAUCGGCGAGAUGGCCAUGGCCACCAACUUGCUCCAGGGCCAGGCGUCCGAGUGGGCACUGCUGCGCCGCCACGAGUCGGAAGAUGUCUUUGGCGUGCAGAUUGCUGGUGCCUACGGCGACCAAAUGGCGCGCGUGUGCGAACUCAUCACGCGCAAGACCAAGGUGGACUUUAUCGAUAUCAACAUGGGCUGCCCCAUCGACCUCGUGUGCAAGGCCGGUGGGGGUGCAGCGCUCAUGAACCGCCCCCCCAAGCUCUACUCGGUCAUCGCUGGCGCGUUGACGGGCAUUGAGCUCGGCAGUUUUGGCCUCGCGACUCGCCCGAGCCUCACGGUCAAGAUGCGCGCGGGUUGGUCCGAGAAGACGCCGGUCGCGCACAAGCUGUUGCCCAAGGUCCAGACGUCCAUCUCGAGCAACGAGUUUAUGAACCAAAGCGUCAUCCAUGGCCGGUCGCGUCUCCAGCGCUACACCAAGAACGCCGACUGGGUCUAUGUGGCCGAGUGCGCCGACACGCGCGGCGACGACAAGACGAUGCAGAUGGUCGGCGGCGGCGACGUGCUCUCGUACGAAGAGUUCCACGAGCACCUCCAGUCGGGCCAGAUCGACACGUGCAUGCUCGCCCGUGGCGCGCUCAUCAAGCCGUGGCUGCCGACCGAGAUCAAGGAACGCCGCCACUACGAUAUCUCGUCGUCCGAGCGGCUCGAUAUCCUCAAGGACUUUGUCAAGUGCGGCCUCGAGCACUGGGGCUCGGACGCCAAGGGCAUCAACCGCACGCGCCGGUACUUGCUCGAGUGGAUGUCCUUCCUCUGCCGCUACGUGCCCGUCGGCAUCCUCGAGAAGCUGCCCCAGCGCAUCAACGAUCGUCCGAUGCCUUAUUAUGGCCGCAACGACCUCGAGACGCUCAUGGCGAGCGACCAAGCGGCCGACUGGGUCAAGAUCUCGGAGAUGCUGCUUGGCCCUGUGCCCGAGGGGUUCCAAUUCGUGCCCAAGCACAAGGCCAACGCGUACGGCUAA